This is a messenger RNA of Nicotiana tabacum (common tobacco), 2704 nucleotides long. Lineage: Eukaryota; Viridiplantae; Streptophyta; Magnoliopsida; Solanales; Solanaceae. The record is from RefSeq and is a predicted model, not a curated record.
CUACCAUAUUGUGUUAUAAUAUAAAUCCCCACAAGAUGAAACCUUUAAGCAAAUGGUUUAUGUGCAAGUUUCAACUUUUUAUUCUCUGAUAAAUUUGUCUACUUGUUUAGUAAUUGGUUCUUUUUUUCUUUCUGUGCCUGUUCUGGUGUAUUUGAUGUGGCGCAGUCGCUGACUUAUAACUGUUGCUGUUGCUGCUCUCACUUUUCUCAUUUACAGAAACCCAUGAAUUUCAAUUGCAGAAAAUGUUCACCAGCCAACAAGCAUAAUUAUAAUUCUUGUAUGGCUUUAAGUUAUGUACACUGGCAAUGUAAAAAUUAUGCUAUCCGUGAAUUUUGACUUGUGGUAGGAUGCUAUUUACCAUAUUUACCUGAUUACUAAUUAAUGUUUAUCAAGAUAUUUACCUAUAAUUGUCCAAUAAUUGACCUGAUAGCAUGAAUUUUGACUGUGAUAGAAGGUUAGUUACCAUGUUGCGCCUACCUUAACUAAUUCCACAGUAUAUCUACUAGCUAGCACUAGCAACAGAAAAGUUACCAUCUUUACUUGAUUAGCGUUUAAUGCUUAUCAAGAGAUUUAUCUGUAAUUACCUAAUAAUUGACCUGAUAAUGUAAAUAUAUUUUAUACUAUCAAUGAAUUUUGACAUGUCAUGGGACCUUAGUUAUCAUCCUUAUCUGAUUACUAGUAUAAGUUUAUCAAGAGAGUUGCAUGCAAUCAUCCAAUAAUUGACUUGAUAGACUGAUGUGUAACAUAUUUAUCCAUCAUUCCAUUCUCUUGGAACAAUGAACCUAAAUAUCUGAAUUGUUUGCAUUUGAGCGCCUCAACCCCAUCUAAUCUCACCUUGAUUUCGCUCUUUUUAUGUUGGCUAAACUUGUAGUGCAUAUAGCAGUCCUACUGUUACUUAUCCUAGGACCCUUACUCGCUAGAGUGCUUAUCCAUGAUUCAAGCUUUGGUUGACAUUCUUGAUGGUUUUGUCAAUCGGUACAAUAUAUCAGCAAAUAACAUACAUCAUGAAACCUCAUUUUGUGUUGUUUUGGUUAUCUCAUCCAUCACAAAGGUAAACAAAUACGAGCUCAAUGUCGAUCCCUAGUGUAAACCCACGGUUAUUGGAUAUUCCUUUGUAUCUUCUACUACUGAUCUCACGCUAGUGACGGGACGGAUUCUUCAUACAUGCCCCACAAGAUGAAUCUUUAAGAAAUUGUUUAUAUGCAAGUUUCAACUUUGAUAAAUUCGUCUACUUGUUUAAUAAUUGGCAUUUGUUUCUGGUGUAUUUGAGUUGCGAUAGAUAUAUACAUGGCUGUAUAAUUGCAUGAUUCUGAUGGGGCAUCAUGAGAUAAAGUCUUCCACUAGUAGAGAUAGGUCUCCGUUACAGCAGAGGCACAGGCAUAGGCAUAGGCCUAAGGACAUGGAUUUGAAUAAAGAAUUGUCAUCUGAAAGAAGAGAACGAAGAUCAGGAAGAGAUGUAGUUGAGCAUAGGUCUCCUAGGCCGAGACAUGAUUACUCCUAUUCAGCUUCAGAUCAUCAAAGCAUGGAUCAUCGCAGAUCCAGUUCAAAUUUUAAUGUUGACACAGAAAGACAAAAUGAGGUCUUCAAUUCAACUGGUCCCGAAAACUGGAAGGAAAGAAAUGAUCCGAUGACUAAAACGAAAGCAAACGAAGAGUACCUGGAAGCUAAAGAGGAGCAAAUGACAUUGUUAGAGCUGUCCGGAGAUCUUACUACAGAAUCUAAACAACACACAGCAGAGGGGAGGAAGGAGAUUUCACUGGAAUACAACAGCAACAUGAAGAAGGCAAGACUCCAUUCAACAUUGGUUUCUCUCCUCAACGAUCCUGUGCUUUCUGAUGUACCAAAAAAACCAACUCUGAUGGAUGUGGACACCCUUAUCAGCUUGGAACUUGGGAGUGCCAUGCGCAUCUCUAUCCUCAAAUUGGAUGGCAGCUGCUUUGAUGUAACAGUGAUGAAUUCCGCGACAGUUAAAGACUUGAAACAAGCUGUUCGCAAAAGGAUAGAUGACAGUGAGCAAUCUAAGAUGGGCCAUCGGCAUAUUUCUUGGAGGCAUGUCUGGUCAAAUUUUUGCCUUUUAUUUCACAAUGAGAAGUUACUAGAUGAUACUGCUAAACUUCAGGACUACGGCAUUAGGAACAAUGCUCAGGUGCAAUUCAUUCCCUAUGUCAUCUCGAGGGCCUCAAAGAAGCAUUCAAAGAGGAGAAAACACCGAUUUUUUCAUGGCCUAAGCAAAAAGGGACGAACAACUGAUUGAAUCAGGGGUUAGAUUACUGCAUACAUAAGUAUUGAAUCAGGGAUUAGAUUACCGCAUACAGAAGCCAUAGAAUGCUUCUAUCUGGCUUCUAACCACAGAUGUAAUAGCAGCGCUGGUGUAAAACCAAGGAAAAGUAAAUCAAGCCUAGGCGCCUUCUCAAUUGCCUAGUUUUGAGAUGAGCUUGAAUGGAGUGAGAUGGCCAACAAGUAUUCAAAUAGUUGAGCUCUACUUUUUUGGAUUGAGGUCUAGUUGUUGCUAUUUUUCAACCGCCUAGCUUUAUAAAGUAUAGCUACGAGAGGUACCAUUUUAUGUUAGAUUUUUCCCUCUGUAGAAAGCUCUAUUUGGCUAACCGUGUUACUUUCUGAAACGUUUUCUGGUUUGGGAGUAAAUGUAACAAUUCACGAAAAGGUUACUUCCUAAUGAACACGUAGUCUCAACAUUUAUAACCAA